AUGAUGACCACUAGACGAAGUCGUCAAGUCGCUGCCUCUUUUGCAGCUGGACUCUCUCACAGCCAUCACAGCGGAAAUCAGCGAUAUUCAGAUCGAUUCGUUCCUAUCUCCCGACAAGCCGAUUCUCCAAAUCCCCUACCAGCACAGCAAUUCGAAAAAGCCGAUCACCCUCAGCCUCGUAUUCGAUCAGAUGCAGAACCACCGUUUGCCAUCGUAUUGAACGUUCUCGCUGCGCUAUUGGAUAGAAGCGUGCUGCUCUUCGAUCUUUCGCUUCCCUACAUGUGGGUCGAUGUAACCGACAAGCAUCUCACAUCGCUUCUCUCGUCCUUCUCUUCUCUCCUCGCCCUCUCGUCUCUCUAUCGUCAUCGCCCUGCGAUGUCUCCUCCUUCUCUCGCAGUGUCCACCCGCUCUCCCCCUCCUCCCUAUCUUUUCAUCGGCUAUUGUCGCAUCCACCCCAUCUACUUCCUCCUCUCCAUCGAGCUGAACACGUUCGUCUCGCUGUCCUUCCAGCGAACGCCGCUUCGUUUCCGCGUCCACCCGCUCACCCAAGCCACCGGCCGAAUCGAAGACUUCCUUCGACAGAUCGUCAACGGGCUGCUUCCCUCGGUGCUGCUGCAGUCGCCCUCCUUCGUGGGCGCGCUGGAUCUCAUCGGAAACCCCGCCAAUCUCGUCAUUUCGCUGUAUAACAGCAUCGUGAACGUGGUUCGGAACCCGCUCUCCGCCCUCCGCAGCGGCGAAGGAAUCAUCGCAGCGCUCGAGCAGGCCACGUCUUCUUCGCUCUCCCUCCUGCAGACGCUCAUCAGCAGCACGCUCUCGAGCGUCUCGUCGAUCAGCGGCAGUCUGAGUCGCAACAUUCAGCGUCUCAACGACGACGACGAAUCGUUCUCUCUCUCUUCGCUUCUCUCCUCUGGCUUCGGCGUGAUCUCCUCCACCACCCAAUCCAUCGUGCGAUCCACCGCCGCGUCCGAACACGUCCAGCUCGUCCGGCCUUCUCGCAGCAACCGCGCCAGCGUGUACAUGCAGCUGCUCUACCAGUGGAAGCUGAUCGAUCCGGGCGAGAGCCUGGCGCUGCGCGUGACCUGCGCCGUGGACGUCGUGAACCUCAGCAGCAGCUGGGUGAACUACAGCGAGCUGCGGAACGUUCUGUUCCUGGCGAGCAAUGUGGAAAUGGCGGAGAGAAGUGACGUGUAG
This is a messenger RNA of Blastocystis hominis, 1191 nucleotides long. RefSeq lists its product as hypothetical. The record is from RefSeq and is a predicted model, not a curated record. NCBI's taxonomy places the organism in Eukaryota, Bigyra, Opalinata, Blastocystidae. The transcript has 4 exons. The coding region runs from base 1 to 1191 and encodes 396 amino acids.